This is a messenger RNA of Vitrella brassicaformis, 3012 nucleotides long. Lineage: Eukaryota; Vitrellaceae. The record is from the annotation of a GenBank genome assembly.
AAGUGGCUUGCAGCACGGCACACGUGCAGAUGUCCAUCGCUAUCCAGCAAACCACACAUCACACGCACGCGGUGCACCACAUGCGGCGCGGCCCGCAAGGCUACCACCCAGCUGUGAACCGUCCGUCCACCUGGCUGGCUGUGGGUGUCUUCUGUUUGAUGGUCCCAUGACGGGACAGCGAUGUUCAUGGGCACUGACUGAUGCCCAUGGCAACACCGUCCCGUCGUGCAACAGACCAGAAGCUGCCUCUUCACGCCAGUGCCUCAGCAGCAGUGGCCUUGGUGUGCAUCGCCACCUGCUGGCCUCUCCUGUCCUGUGUGGCUGAGGGGGAAGGGCCGGGGGGCGGUGGGGGUGUGCUGGUGCGCUUGACGCGCAGCAGAUAUGCCCGCACCUCAUCCGCAUCCACGGGCAAAGCGUCGAGGAAUGACUGAUGCACACGUAAGUAAACGAAUGAAUGGCAUGGCCACACACAACACAACACACAGAGGUGGAAAGGGGAACCGCUUUCGCAUGGUGCCAUGGUGCCAUGGGGUGUGCAUACCUCAGUCACAUAGCGCAGUGGCACAUGGACAGCUGCUCGCCCAGCACGCCUGAGGGCAGCAGGCAGCACACACACACACAGAAGCGCCAUUCGGCGUUCGUCCCAUCAAUCGUGUCUCACCCUCACCCAUCACACACAUACCGUGCAAUAGUGGCGAGGCAUCCCACGGCCUGUCCCCUGAGUGGGUCGCCGUAGCUGACCUCCUCUAUCAAAAUGGAGCACACCAUCAGCAUGUGAGCCAACACACGCUCGCUCAACCCAAGAGACGCCAGGGAGCACUGCUCCUCAGCCUGGACCAGGAAAUCAGCCAGGCUCUGCGUUGCCUUCAGCUGACCAACCACAUGGACGGACGACACGACCACACACACUUCCACUUCAUCUUUUCGUUCAGUUCAGACAAGGGGCUUCCUUCCGACAUAUUUACUUACCAGCAGCAGCUGCAUCUCCCGCCUCAGGCCGUGUUUGCGCAGCACGUCCAGUGUCUUGAGCAGGAUGUGGGCGAUGCUGGACGCCUCAAGAGGCGGCGGGGCCGACGCCGACGGGCCGUCUUGGACGCUCAGACGGUAGCACAGUAGCUCGCAAUAACCGCUGAUCGCCUGCCGAGGCACACACAGAGAGGGUGGGGCGGCUGUGGUUGAUUCUCUAUCUUGCUGGGGCUCACUCACCUCGGCAGUGUUGGGUUCCAUUCUGCGGAUGGUGUUUGUGAGCCGCCUGACCUGCUCGUCGGUCAUCAUUUCGACAGCCCUCUCCUCCAUAAGCCCCUUGACACGCCCAUGCAGCGCAUCGGCAUCGGCCGCAGAGUACCCCAACUGCGUCAAGUUGGCCACCGCCAGAGCCAGAGACGUCAGGUCGUCCAUGUCGAAGGCCCCGAGCCGCUCGGCAGUCGGGUGUGGGCCGCCCCCCACGACCCUGUCAAUGUGCUCCCCCACUACCUUGACCGUCUUGUGCUGUCGCGGCAAACGCAGCUCGCUCAGUGACAGCAUCAGCUGGGCGAACUCCUUGGCCAUCAGUGCCUUGUGGCCGCCACUCGCACCCUCCCUUUCUCUCUCCCGCGCCACUCUCUGUCCUUCCGGCGAUGCGGCGCUGGCCGGGGCUUCCUGUGGACCCUGUGACGCCGCGUUCGUCAGCCGGGGUAGCUGCGCCGUCACCUUGAAGGCAAUGGCCUCGCUGACGUCCUUGACGAGGCCCUCCUGCUCCUUCUGGUGGUUGGCCGACGACAAUGCACAGCCGUCGACGACGGCGAUCAGGCCCGGGAUGGGCAGACUCAGACACGUGCUGAGCAGGUGGUGGGCGAGCCGGUGGCUGCCGCUCUCCGUGUCGCCUCCCUCUCCAGACGAUAGGCUGCUGCUGCUGCCGCCGGAGGAUGGUGCUGAAUCGUCCUCCGACUGCUUGUCGAACUGCAGGAGGGCCGCCCGUCUGUUGAGAGAGAAGAGAUCCCGCCCACUCCACUGGCCGACAGACAGGCCCGUCAACACGCUCGAUAGCAGCCGGUUGAACAGCUCCGGGUCUCGCGAGCCGAUGGCAUGCAUGGCGGAGGGAAAAAGCUUCAGCUCGCUCAUGUCCAUUGCCGGCAGUGCGUCGACGAGGUGUUUCUUGAGGGUGUUGCGUGUUGCGAAAUCCAGCUGGUCGAGGUGGGCGGCCGCGUGGAUGGCGCGGCAGAUGAGGGCAUCGGAUGGGGCGAGCGAGGGAGAGGGGGAGGGAGAGGGGCUGGUCAGCUGUUUGUUGUCCUUGGCGAGAGCCGCAAUGUCAGGCAUCCUCUGGAUGAUCUGUCGGCUGAUUCUGUGUGGGAGGUUCUCCGUCUGCCACGUCUUGUCCCACAGCUGCAGAUUCUUCGCCGCCUUUGCCUGCAUCCAUCGCAUUGCAUUGCGCCCCAUCCGCACACACACAAUGACUUCCGUGUAUGGUGUGCGGCACUCAUUGUCAGUCAGACCUUGAGCAGUGCGUAUGAGGCCCCGAUGUCCACGAGAGCAGGAAGGUCCAGCCCCGUCAGCCGUGCAGACACCUCGGGAUUGAACACCGCCUGCAUCUCCUUGGUGAACCGCCGCGAAUACACCAGCACCGACACUGCUGCAGCCAACUCGCUCCCUGACAGGGACCGCGCAGACGUCCGCAGCUUGCUCAUCAGAUUGGCCAUCUCGCCUGUGUCCUCCAGCAGGACGUCCCGCCUCACUGCAGCGAUGGAGGCGCACACACGGACGGCCUGUGAGGGGCUCAGCGAGGCCGCCAGGCCGUCCAGCCGAUGAGCUAUCACCCUCCAGGUCUGGCGGGAGUCAUGCCGGUCGGCCGUCAGCCGCUCCACGAGGGCGAGAAAGGGGGAUGCGUCCAGCUGAGGGAUCUGCAGCACAUCAAGCGCCCGGGUAGUGGAUGAAGCGAAGUGACGGCCAUGAGUGAAGGGCAGUGGGAUGAGAGCCGGGAGCGCAGGAGGUCUCAGUGGGCGAUAGAUAGACGCCAUCUGAGGCAGGAGAACGGGG